This is a messenger RNA of Eremomyces bilateralis CBS 781.70, 1043 nucleotides long. RefSeq lists its product as uncharacterized. Bases 135 to 1043 code for a protein of 302 amino acids. The record is from RefSeq and is a predicted model, not a curated record. The transcript is spliced from 2 exons. Lineage: Eukaryota; Fungi; Ascomycota; Dothideomycetes; Eremomycetales; Eremomycetaceae.
CUCCUUCCCUUUGUGGCUUCGUCAAUGUUUAUAUUUUAUUAUAUGGUACUAAUCGAUUCAUGUUUUUCAUGUAAUGUACCAAAUGCACUUGAAUCACCAUUCCCCUUGGCCCCUACAACCCUCCCUCCGCCACCAUGGAGAACGACCCGCCGUACCCCGUCUAUGGCACCACCUACACUGCUUUUCGAGUCUCCCCACUAUACCAUCGUCCAUCCAACCCAUCCUCCGAUCUCUCCCUCUCGCAACACGCCCGCCGCUUGCGCGAUGUCUUGCGAGGUGACUCGGUUCGUGGAGUCCAGCUCUCCACGGGAGAUUCCAUGGUCGCUCCGGUCACUGGCACCCUCCAACGAUGCACCUGGGAGCGGUUUGGCGACGAACCGACCUGGCAUCGAGCACAUGCGUUCACGGUUGGCGAACAUGAGGACGACCUCUCCCAAUCCACCGAGCAACCGACCUUGGCAGAGGCCGUGGGGAUUCGCAUCGAACUUCAGUACGACCGUGCCGUACACUCCGCCUUGCUCCUCAAAGAUCCCGAACCUUCAUCCCCCACUCCGGGCUUCUCCUCGUUCCCGCUUCUUCUUCUCCGCAUGCCAACGCACCUUCGCGACACCGUCAUCGAAUAUCUCCAGCGCGCAUUUGAUGCUCAUAUCGCUCCCCUCCGACUUCGAAGCGCUUUUCUCACCGCAUCUCUCGAGCGAUCCUUCGCCUCCUCACCAAACGAUGAUCUAGCGACCACGGACCCGCCCAUCUCCGGUCCCUUCACCGCCGCGUUGGAUCGAUACAUCAGCGAGCAUUUGGCAUUCUCCCUGCGACAUCCGGCCGUGAGCGUCAUUAAAGUCGCGUGUGCGCAGUUCGCAUUCACUGCCGAAGGCAAGGUCAAAAUCACUCCUCCCAUGGACUCGGAUCAACUGGACCACUCGGGCGUGGACCUGGAUGCGACCGAACGAAUGCCGGAGUGGUUGUACAAGGUCUUGAUUAAGGAGGCUCGCACUAGUCAAUCUGCGGUUGCAAUGGAAGACGUGGCCACCAAAGUCGCUGGAUGA